CCAGGUGUGGCAGUGCGGCGGCAGCAUGGAAGUGCUGCCCUGCUCACGUGUGGCACACAUCGAGCGCAGCAAGAAGCCCUACAACAAUGACAUCGACUACUAUGCCAAGCGCAACGCCCUGCGGGCCGCAGAGGUGUGGAUGGACGACUUCAAGUCCCACGUGUACAUGGCCUGGAACAUCCCCAUGACCAACCCCGGGGUGGACUUUGGGGACGUGUCUGAGAGGCUGGCCCUGCGCCAGAGGCUGAAGUGCCGCAGCUUCAAGUGGUACCUAGAGAACGUGUACCCCGAGAUGAGGAUCUACAACAACACCCUCACGUACGGAGAGGUGAGGAACAGCAAGGCCACGGGCUACUGCCUGGACCAGGGGGCAGAAGACGAUGACCGGGCCAUCCUCUACCCCUGUCACGGCAUGUCUUCCCAGCUGGUCCGGUACAGCGCGGACGGCCUCCUCCAGCUGGGGCCCCUGGGCUCCACCGCCUUCCUGCCCGACUCCAAGUGUCUGGUGGAUGACGGCAGGGGCCGCACGCCCACCCUGAAGAGAUGUGAGGACGUAGCCAGGCCCAGCCAGCGGCUGUGGGACUUCACCCAGGUCAGUGGGGGGGUGCUGAGGCAGGAGGCGCC
Molecule: messenger RNA, 624 nt
Organism: Dipodomys ordii (Ord's kangaroo rat)
Lineage: Eukaryota; Metazoa; Chordata; Mammalia; Rodentia; Heteromyidae
Product: polypeptide N-acetylgalactosaminyltransferase 9-like
Exons: 4
Cellular component (GO): Golgi apparatus
Source: RefSeq, a predicted model, not a curated record